AUGUCAAAACUGCUUCUUGUGAUUACUUAAAUUUAUUUAAUAUCACUUCUAUUGAAUUCAUCAAUAGCAUAGUAAUCUAAUAGCUGUUCAUUUGGUUGUAUUUAGUGUUAAAAUUCUCCUUUUACACCUCAAUAGCCAUAAUGUACUUUAUGUGACGAUGGAUUCAUUAUAAAUAAUAACCAAUGCUAGUUUUAGAAAUGUUCUUCUAAUACAUAUUUAUAAAGGUAUUCUGUACAGUAAAAUGGUCAAUAAUAGAAUUUAGAUUCUUGCUAAGCGAUUUGCGAUUUUUCAUAUAAUGAAAAUAUAGCAUAAAAUACUUGCGACUAAUUACAAAAAUGCUCUGUUUCAUACUUAAGUAAUUAAAGUAUCAUAAGUCUAGGUAAUAUUCAAUCGAUCUAUCAGAUAAAUGAAAAGUUAACUAUGAUUGUUUACCCUAAUUUUUUAAGGCUAAUAAAUGCUAAUUCUGGAUAAUAUUUAUCGGAUAUAUAAGAAACUUCUAUCAUUAAUGCUCUUUACUUUCAGAAUCUUCUUUUCAUACUUUCAAAUUCUAAUCAAGUAAUAAGAUGGGAUUUUGACUUUAAUUUCAAAACAACGAUUGCUUAAAUUUAAUAAGGAAAUCUAUCUAAAAAAUCAUAGCUAUUUGAUUUAAGUAAUGGAUUAUUUGCAAUUUCAAGUUAUGAUGAUAUUUCUAAAAUUAUUUACUUUACCAAAAUUUCAUUGGUAAAUUAAAUGAUUGCAUCAGAUGAUUCAAUCCCCGCUUUUACGUAUACUAAUUGCUCUUUAAAAUUGGUGAGUUCUUUAAUUUUGUGUUUUGGAUAGGAAAAUAAAUUAAUUACUAAAAGAUUAACUGCUAUUUAAUAAUAACUAGUAAUAUAAGACAUUCCUUAGAAUGAUAACUGUAAAAGCUUUAUUUUUGUAUAAAACACAAUUCUUCAAUCUAUCUUUUUAGAUUUUACAGAAUCUUCUGAAAUAAUAAUCAUAUAGUAACAAGUUUAAUAGCUGAUUCAACUUUCUUAUAACAAGAUAAGCUAAUCGUUCUAUUGUAAAUUUAAUAGCUUGAUUGAUCAACCUAAUAAAAUUAGAUUAGUAGAUUUACAAAAUUAAAAUUAUAUUUUGGCUAUUAAUUUAGAUUCAUAAUUAAUCUUCUUAAAUUAAAACAUGAAAUAAAUUCACGCUAUUAGUUUUCCUUUAAAUUAAGUUACUGAUAUAGCGUUUACUAAGGACUAAAACAGUCAAUUUAUGAAAAAUUACAAAUUAUAUGUAAUACAAGAUUUAAUUUAAUAAGUAUAAAUUUAUUAGAUAAACAUUUCCACCUAAUAUACUGGAUCAAUCAAAACACUUCCUAUACUAAUAGGAUAAACUACUUAAUUUUUGACCUAAUAAAGCAAAACUUUAUUUUCUGAUGAAAUAAAUACUAUUUUAGAUCAAAGUUAAUUAUUUGUAAUAAAUAGUAACCUUUAAACUAUAAAUAUUAACAUAGAUGAAAUUUAAUAUACUGUUAUCCCAUUUAACUAAAAAAAUAUAUCUCAUACAAAUAAAAUAAGUAGUAUGGCCUAUUCUGAAGACUCUCUUUACCUAUUAACUUGUUCUGAAGAUGGCUAUAUAAUGGCAUGGUACACAUUAACAAGUUUAAAUCCUUCCUUCCUCUAUAUGAUUAAAUAAAAUAAUGAAUACUGCAGAAAAAUCUUAAUCCAUUAGAAUAAUUGGGCAGUUGCUCUAUUCUCUCGUUCUAUUAUCAUUUUCUAAAUUAGAAAUUAUAAUAUCCGCUACACUUACCCAUUUACUAAUCCACCCACAGACUUAUCUCAAUUUAUUGCUCAAUCUUCUAAUCAUAUUUUUUUAUUUUAUAACAGCAAAUUUGUACUAAUAGAUGGGAAUACUAUUAGUUAAAUUACUAUCGCAAGUUAUUUAGACAGUUAAAUAGUUCAAAUUUUUCCAGUUUCUGACACAAAAUUAAUAAUUUAAAAUAUUAAUAACCAGCUUUAAUUAUACCAAUUUGAUGAAAGUUAAUAAUACCUAUUUUAAUAAGUUUAAAAUAUGUAUUACUAGAGUACAUAUGGUAGCUUCACAUAUAUUUAAAUAGAUAUGAUAUCUGCUAAUGAUUUUGAAAUAAUGAUUGGUUGUUUAAACAGCGCAUUCAUUAUACUUAAUAGUUAAUUUUAGCCAUAACUAAUUCAUAUAAUGUAAAAUGGUUAUCCUUUUGAAAUAAAAAAAUUUACUGACAAUAACAUAUAUAUAAUAUUUGGAUUUAAUGCUAUUGCAGCUUCUAAAUAUUUUCACUACGCAGUUUUUAGAUCCUCAAACAAAGGUAUUUUGUAUGGUGCAAGUUUUAAUCUACUUUAUAAUCUAGGGCUUCACGAAUUUAUUGAUUAUUAAAAAAACACAAAUAUUCAAUAUCUAUGUACUUUACCAGUUUCAACACUUACAAUAAUAAUAAGAGGUAUGUUUCUCCCUUAAUCUUUAUCUUUAAGCUAUUAUUAUUUUACUUAUGCAUUUGGAAAACCUAUUUCAAGCUAUUAAAUUAAAGAUAAUGGUAAUAUUCAAUAUUAUGGUAAUCAAGAUGGAAACCUAAGCUAUGACUCAGUUAACUAUAAAAUAUAUAACUAAUUGAAAUUCAAUCCAUCGGUUAUUCCAGGAUCUGUUAGCUCAGUUUAGUCCAGUCCUUCAUUAGAAUUAAUAUUUGUUGUUCACUAUCAAGUAGAUCUUCACAGUAUUUAUACCUAUUAGUAUGAAAGUCAAAUAACGUUCAAUAGCUAAUAUAGCACAGAAAAGGUAAUCUAGUUACUUUAUUCAGACAAAAAUAAAAUAGUUAUAGCCUAUAAAAGCAAACAAUUGAUAUUAAAGAAUUUACAAACUAAAUAAUCAUAGAGUUUGAAUUAAAUUUAACAAAUUUCAGGAGUCUAUAUUGAUGAGAAUGAUAAAAUCUUCUAUCUAUAUGGAAGUACUCUAAGAAUUUACAAUUUUGAUUUAUCUUAAAUAGUAGAGGUUACAAAGGAAGGCUCCAAAAGUUAUUAGCAGUGCAUAAUUACAAUGAAUUUGAUUAUUUGUAAAAGUAACUUUAACAGUCUGUCUAUUUACAAUAAAAAAACAUACUCAUAAAUAGCAAACAUAUUAAUAAUAAAUUAAGAUCUUACAUUCAAAAUAUUUGUUGAUGAAGCAAAUAGUUUAAUAUUUUUAUGCACAACAUUUGUGUAAAUAUUUAACUUUAUAGGCAAUCAAAUUAGUCAAAUAUAAUCGAUUAAUUAUAAUAUUAUUGAUUUGUAAUUUUGGGGAAAUAAUAUUGCAAUCUUAACAUAAUAUCUUAUCUUCUUUUAUCAAAGGUAGACUCUCUCACUAAUGUCGACUGUUAGGCCCUUUGGAGGAGGAAAUAUACUUGGAUAUUAUUACAUAUCUGAUUUUAAUACAGCUGUUUUUUAUACAGAUGAAAUAAGAUAUGGUCAACUAUUUUAUUAUAAUUUAAACACCUACUAAGAUGAUGGCUUUAGUAUCAGCUCUUACACUGAGCUAGGUUUGGGUUAUGUUGUGGAUUUGUUUUAUGAUAGCUAUAACUCCCGUUUAAAUUAUUUAGAUAGUGUGGGUUUGUUUUAUAGUGUUACUUUCGUAGGUCAAAGAAGGUAUAAUAAUGUAAUGAAGUUUUUAGAAUUUUCAUCUUUAGGGGUUCCUGCAAAAAUUGUAAUUGAACAUGCUAAUAAUAAUUUAUUUAUCUACAAUUCGAAUGUAAUUCUUUACUUUAAUUUCAAUGAUAAUUAAAAAUCAACUGUUUCUCAAAGCGCAAAAUCAGUUUAGUUUUUCUUUAAAUACUAAGCUCCUUCUUAAAACGAUUCGUCUCUAAUUUUGUAUUACGUUUUCGAUAGCAACAACAUUCUAUACUUAUACAAAGAUUUUAAUCAAGUCUAUCUAACAUAUUUUACUGAACCGGUAAGGGAUGUUAAGUAGAUAAAUGAGUAUCAAAUAGUUGCUCUAAUUUUUGACCAAAAAAUAUUAAUUUAUUCAUAAGAAUAAAUUUCAAAGCAAUAGAUCUCUUCUUCAAACUACAUUGCAGUCAUAAAUGAUCAUAAAAUUAGAAGAUUUUUAACUAAUUCCCUCAUACUUACUUACGAUUAUCGAAUAAUACAUAUAAAUUAUCUAUUUUACUUAGACGGAACUAAUAAUUGGAUAAAAUACGCAACAGAUUAUAGUUAAAAUUAAGAAUAUUUUAGAAACUAUAUUACUUAUGGUUUAAUCACUUAAUAAAAAACAAUAUACUCCUUAGGUUCAGGAAGAUUAAUGUUAUAUGAUGAGUCUACUUAAACCUUAAAAUAAGCUUUACCAGCUUGGUAGUCUUAACAAAAUGUUGAAACAAAUUAUGUGAAAUACUUUUCAUUAACCAGCAAUUCUAUUGUCUUAGGAUAUUAAAAAAAUUUUAUAACAAUAAUUUCUCGAUCAGACUUUUCUAUCAUUAAGCAGUAAGAUGUUAGUGCUUUAACCUAAUAAAUUCUAAGUGAAUUGAGCGUUUUAUAUGUAGAUGAAUAAAACAAUAGAGUAUUUGCUUCUUACAUGUAUUAAAAGUUAAUAUAUGUGCUGGAUCUAUAAUCGCUGUCUUUCUUAAAAUACUUAAAUUUCCCUAAUAAUUAAUACAAUAGGAUCGCUAACAAUAAUAACUUAAUUUUUCUCUAUUCAAAUUCUCAAGUUAAUAUUCACGAAAGAGUAAGCUUACAGUAUAUAAAUUUUAUUAAAAAAAAUAACCAACUUAACUAGAUUCUGAAUUUUUUAAUAGUAGAUGAAAAUAAAAUAAUAUUACCUAUGAAUACUUAAAUAGAAAUUUAUUUAAUAGACAAGUAAAGUGACAUCAAUAUAAUAGACUCAUCCCUUUAUCUAAAUUCUGAAAUAAUGAGUGCUUACAUGUAGCCAAAAGAGAGUAAUAUUUUAAAAAUUAUUGGAGUUUCCAAAAAUGGAAUUUUUGAAAAGAGAAUAAACAUCAUGGUUAUAAGCUAAUAAAAUUCAUAUACUACUGCAUCUAACUAACAAAGGUACUCUUGUUAUUCAUAAAUUAGUAUGAUUAAUAGAAUUGAUGGCUUAAAAUAGUUUUAUUUAUCUUAUAAUCAAAAUACUUAAAAUGUGGACUACCGGAUAAUUACUACUUUUGGGGAUGAGAUUAAAUAAAUAGAAUUUAUCUAAGAUCCAAAAAUAAAAGUUGUAGUUGCUCCAGAUAUUUAAAAUUUAAAUUAAACUUUAAAACUUUACUAAAAUACUUUUUAAACUAUUCAAAGAGCUUAAGUUUAUAUCCAAAAUUUCUCUUUUAUCUUUAAUAGUAACAAUUAGCAAUAUCUUUUUUCAAAUUCUACAAAAUCAGUAAAAUGGUAAAAUAUUGUAAUAAAAGACUAAAACCUUUAAAAUAAUCAGAUUUUAUUUAGAAAUCUUUCUGAUGUAUCUAUAACUAAUUUAAGAGUAGAAAAUGUUUUAAUUAACUAAAAUCAUAAUGAGAGUGAUUAGUUAAGUAAUUGGAAUGAAACAUUACUUCUAUUUACUGACUGUAAUAAUAUCUAUCUUAAUAACUUAACAAUUUAAAAUACACAAUUAUGGUAGAGAUCUCUCUUAUUUGGAUUUUUGAGAGUAAACUAAAUAUAAAUAAAUAAUUUGACAAUCAUAAAUAGCAAUUUCUAUUAAAUCAUGGCAUUUUUAAAUGGAUAAAAUAUUAAAAUUAAUUCAAUUAACAUGAUAAAUAAUACAAAUUCUCAAAGAUUACCUUAUGGAGCUGAAGCUCAAAAAAGCUAUGAUUAUUUAUAGGAUGGAAGUGAAAAAUUUGCUCUUAGUAUUGUUGGAUACUAAAGUACUCUGCUUUAAGGAAUAAAAUUCAUAUAAAAUUAAAAUAUUCUAUUUCUGAAAUAUACUAAUAGCUUCAAAAGUGAAAGAGAAUAAAUUACAUUAUUUGAUGAUACAAUUUAAAUUUAAAAUUUUAUUAUGUUGUAAACUAAUACUUCUUUGGAUAAUUCAAUAACCACUUCAAAAUAAAUAAACCAAGCUUUAAUUAGUAUUUAAUCUACAUAAAUUAGUUUUACUAAUUUAAAUUAUAAAUAUAAUUAAGGAAAUAUCCUAAUAUAAAAUUCAGAUGAAAUCAAUAUAUAAAAUUCAGUCUUUUAAAAUAAUACAUCUCUUGAUGGAGGAGCUCUUUAAUUUAAUAAUGCAAAUUAAAUAGCAAUUAGUAAUUGCUCUUUCAAUUACAAUAUAGCAAAAGGUUCAGGUGGAGCUAUAUUCUUAAAAGAAGCUAAAAAACUGAUUUUUGAUAAUAAAUCAAAUGUUUCUUUAAAUUUUGCUGAAAUAGGUGGAGGAGUAAGAGUCUUAUCCUAAUAAUUUGACCCUAAAUAAACCAUUAUAAAUGAAGAUAGAGUUAUUUAAAAUACUGCUCUCAUUUAUGGAAAGGAUAUAGGAAUAUUCCCAUAUAAAAUUACUUUAAAUUCAUAACAUCAGAAAUUGAGAUAAUUAAAAAAAGAUGAAAAUGGAAUUGAAAGAAAAAACUUCGUAUUUAGCAAUAAAUACUUUUAAAAAAAUAUUUCAAAUAGAAUUUUAGGUUAAGAAAAUCUAUUUAUUGAGUCAUUCAGAAGUGGCAACUUUUUACCAUUAAAUAUACAAUUCGUUGACUAAUAUGAUUAGUUAGUUUAAUUUUCUGUUUAAAAGUUAAAAGAUGAGCUUUAUCCUUCUAGUGUAUAACAGGAAUUAAAUUCUUUUCAGAUUGAAAUUACAGCCGAUGAUUUAAUUCAUUCACAGGCUAUCGGUUAAACUUUUGUCAAUUACAAUUAGUAUAAUGAAGACUAAAAAAUAUUUAAAUUUACUUCUCUCUAAAUAAAUGCACAUCCUUUAUCUAUUUAAUCAUUUUUAAUUAAGGCUAUAACUAAUUCGUUUUUCCAAUCAGCUUAAAUUAAUUUAAAACUAAAUAUCCAAUUCCGUUAAUGUUAGAAAGGUGAGAUUUUUAAAGAAAUAAAUUAAAAUAUUUAAAUAUGUGAAGUAUGUCAAAGUGGAUUUUAUUCUUUAAUAGACCCUUAGUAAACUUAAAACUAAAUGUUUUCUUGUAUAAAAUGCCCAGCUCAAGCUACUUCUUGUUUAGCUGAUAAAAUAGUUCUUAAAGAUGGUUAUUGGAGAUUGAACGAUAACUCUGAUGAAAUAUUGCAAUGUGAUGAAUUUACUUCAACUGUAACUUGCAGAGAAAAUAACGCUUAUAGUAAAUAAGGUUGCAUUAAAGGGUAUAUAGGUCCUUUAUGCUAAGAAUGUGAUUAUGAAGGUAAAAUAUGGAAUACUAGAUAUAGUUAAUCUUCAUUAAAUUAAUCUUGCUAAGAAUGUGCUAAAGCCUAGCUUAUCUACUUUUUAUUGAUCUUAUUCACAAUAUUGUUAAUAAUGUAUUUAGUAAUCAGCAUUACAAUGUUUGUGUAAAAUUUUAGUUUUCACUCUACUAGUACUUAUUUGCGUUACAUGAAAUUUCUACCACUUUCUGCGAGUUGUGUAAAUGAUCAAUCAACCUACUAUAUAAAAUCCUUAACAAACUAUAUUUAAAUAUCAUCUAUAAUAUUUUAAAGUGAAGAAUCUUCAAAUUUUACUACUUUAACAAAUGUAUUGAGUUAUUUUGGAAUUCCCUCAACUCAAAUAUUUUCUGAAAUUCACUGCCUAUAUCCUGACUAUUAUUUUAGCAAAUAUGGAGUGACUUAGAUAAAAAUUCUAAUAAAAUCUAUAUAUCCAAUAAUUUUACUAGCUUUCAUUAUUUUAAUUUUUUAUGUUUUAAGAAAACUAAAGAAAUUUUAGAUAAAGUUACAUCACAAUUAUGCUAUUCUUACAGUAAUUUUCUUUUUGUUUUAGCCUGAAUUGAUAACUGUAUUAGCAAGCUCUUUAUCUUGUCGUAAAAUAGGUCAGAUUGAAUAUGUGUCUAUUAAUUUAUUAUUAAACUGCUCUGAUACUUAAUAUAAAUUAUUUACUUACGUUUAUAUCAUACCGUACUUACUAAUGAUAUUAUUACUUCCUCUUUUUGCUAUGAAGAAACUUUAUAAUCAUAGAAGAAACUUAGAUUAUUGUACUGCUAAAUAUAAAUUUGGGUAUUUCUAUCUAGAUUAUAAACCUAAUUUCUACUUUUGGGAAUUUAUACGUAUUUACUUUAAAACUUUCAUAGCCAUUUUCUUCAUCUUAACUAUAUAGUAUAGCAAUAGCUUGACAUAUUUAAUAGUUAGUUUUAUUUUGUCAUUAUAAUUAAUACUGAAUUAUAUUUAUUAGCCUUAUCUUUAAAAGAAAGUUCUUAAAUUAGACUGUACUUCAAUUCUAAUACUAAUAAUUAACAUUAUUCUUUAACAAAUGAGAUCAAUAAGCAAUGCUUAUGAGAUAUUAGUCUUUACACAGAUGAUACAUUUCUUUUUUAUUUUUUUUGUUAUACUAAUUAUUGUUCGUCUAAAAAUUAAUAAUUAACGCUCAAAAAAAAUAGUAUAAAUAAAAAAUUUCUUUUAAAAGUAUUUACCAAAAGGAAUAUUUAACAUUAUAUUUAUCAAAGAAUAAGACCAUUAAAGAGCCUUAAAAAGAUGGAUUAAUUUAAAAAAGAAUAUCACUUUUUUAACAAAAUAAAAAGCUGAAUCAAUUAAAUAUAACUGUGAUCUUAUAAUUAGUAAAUAAGUAUCUAAAAUAUAAAAAAGUCCAUCGGAUAUGAAGCAGAUUUUUAAUAAGCAAUAGACUGAAGAUUUUACUUCUUUAAAUUAACUCUAGCUAAUUUAAUUUUCAAGUCCUAGAGCUUCUUAUAUUUCAAACACUAACAGAAGCAAGUUUUUUAACUUGAAUAUAGAGAAAAAAGAGUCUGAAUAAUAAAACAAUAAAUAAUAUGAUUAGGAUUUAUAAUCUUAACUGAGCAGUUAAGAUAUUUAAAAUAGCUGGUAAUAUAAUGAAUAGCCAAAGGACUAAAAAUAAAAAAAUUAAAUAAUAAAUAUGGAUGGUAUGAAAUAAAAUAACUUUAUCAAAAAAUGA
This is a messenger RNA of Tetrahymena thermophila SB210, 8967 nucleotides long. RefSeq names its product WD domain, G-beta repeat protein. The transcript has 5 exons. Gene Ontology annotation, molecular function: protein binding. The record is from RefSeq and is a predicted model, not a curated record. NCBI's taxonomy places the organism in Eukaryota, Ciliophora, Oligohymenophorea, Hymenostomatida, Tetrahymenidae.